This is a messenger RNA of Prosopis cineraria, 1094 nucleotides long. Its product is annotated as ervatamin-B-like. Lineage: Eukaryota; Viridiplantae; Streptophyta; Magnoliopsida; Fabales; Fabaceae. The transcript is spliced from 4 exons. The record is from RefSeq and is a predicted model, not a curated record. The coding region runs from base 1 to 1056 and encodes 351 amino acids. Gene Ontology annotation, cellular component: lysosome. Gene Ontology annotation, molecular function: cysteine-type endopeptidase activity.
AUGGUGGUUUUCUACAAUACGAAGUUGUAUCUUCAUUCUUUGGUAUGGUGUUCUCUCCUAAUUUGUCUCUCCUCAGGAUUCUCUACUAAAAAAUCCGUUUCACCAUCAGAGGGAGAACAAGAUCUUGGAUUGUUCCAGCAAUGGAUGAAGCAGCAUGGAAGAAUCUACUCAAAUUCUGAAGAGAGUGAAGCAAGAUACGAUAUUUUCAGAAGGAAUCUGAAGUAUAUCAGAGAGACUAAUUCUAGGAGAUCAAAGUCUCCCUCUGGAUAUCAUUUGGGCCUCAACAAGUUUGCUGAUAUGAGUCCUGAGGAGUUUAGGCAAAUGUACUUACAUCCACUAGAGAUGCCGGCGACCACCAUCGGGAGGUCAGACUAUGUCCAACAAGAUGACUCGUGUGCACCACCUGCUACCUGGGAUUGGAGAAAGCAAGGAGUUGUGACUGAAGUUAAGAACCAACAAAGUUGUGGAAGUUGUUGGGCAUUUGCAGCCACUGGAGCCAUGGAAUCAAUUCAUGCAAUAUCCACAGGGAAACUUUUUAGGCUUUCAGAACAAGAACUCGUAGACUGCGACACCUCAAGCCAUGGUUGUGCAGGUGGAUGGUCGCAUUAUGCCUUUGAAUGGGUUAUCCAAAAUGGAGGAAUUAGUGAAGAAGAUAAUUAUCCUUAUGUUGCCCAGAAGGGUGCUUGCAAAGCCAACAUGCAUGAUGGAGACAAAGUCGUCAAAAUUAGUAAAUAUACUCAAGUACCACAAUCCGAUGAUGCUCUCAAGUGUGCCACUUCUAAGCAGCCUGUAACUGUGGCUUUCAAUGCAACAGAUCUUCAGUUUUAUGAGGGUGGAAUUUAUGAUGGUGAGAAUUGCCCCAAGGAUUCAACUGGUGUGACUCAUAUUGCUUUGAUCGUUGGAUAUGAUUCAAAAGAUGGCACAGAUUAUUGGAUUGUGAAGAACUCAUGGGGAGAUACUUGGGGAAUGAAUGGAUACUUCUUUAUCCAGAGGAACACAAAUUUACCAAAUGGAGUUUGCUCUCUCAAUGCUUGGGCUUAUGUCCCAAACAUUUAAACUAGUAGUACACUUGUUACGUAGUUCUAUUGUCAACU